This is a messenger RNA of Protomyces lactucae-debilis, 1086 nucleotides long. Its product is annotated as NADP-dependent alcohol dehydrogenase C. Gene Ontology annotation, biological process: alcohol metabolic process. Lineage: Eukaryota; Fungi; Ascomycota; Taphrinomycetes; Taphrinales; Protomycetaceae. The coding region runs from base 1 to 1086 and encodes 361 amino acids. Gene Ontology annotation, molecular function: zinc ion binding; alcohol dehydrogenase (NADP+) activity. The record is from RefSeq and is a predicted model, not a curated record. The transcript is spliced from 2 exons.
AUGGCAGUCGAUGUUCCAGAAAACGAAAAGUGGGUAGGAUGGGUUGCCCACGACAAAGACUCCAUCGGCAAUUUGAAGUUUGGCAGUUUCGAGCCCAAGAAGUGGACUGAGGAUGACAUCGAGCUCCAAAUCCAUUAUUGCGGAAUCUGUGCCUCUGACUUGCACAUGUUGCGGAGCGGAUGGGGAGCUACAGAUUAUCCAAUUGUUGCUGGCCAUGAAAUCGUUGGAGAAGUGAUCCGGAUCGGUAAGAACGUGCAGAAAAGCGGAAUCGCGCUCGGUGCGUACGCUGGAGUCGGUGCUCAGAGCUCGUCGUGCCAAAAGUGUGAACAAUGCAAAAACGAUCGCGAGCCAUACUGCGAUGAUGGCCAAGUUGGCACCUACGGAUCUCAGUACAAGGAUGGCAGUGGCAAGUCCUCCGGCGGUUUUGCUCACCACUGGCGAGGACCCGCUGCUUUUGCUACGCCUAUCGAAGGAAUUGACCUGGCUGAUGCCGCGCCCAUGCAGUGCGGAGGGAUAACGGCACUUUCACCACUGACACAGAAUCACGUCGGAGCAGGCUCGAAAGUAGGCGUCGUUGGCAUGGGAGGCCUCGGGCAUUACUGUUUGCUCUUUGCCAGUGCACUCGGUGCAGAAGUGACUGCCAUUAGCAGGUCUCACUCGAAGGAAGAGGAUUGCAGGAAAAUGGGGGCAGCGAAGUUCCUUGCCACUGCAGAUGGUAAGGACGCCCUCAAGGCUCACAGGCGUUCAUUGGAUGUGAUUGUCUGCACGGUCAAUGAGUUUGAAGAGGGUCAGCUUGAAAGUUACCUGUCGCUACUCAAGGUUCACGGCCGUUUCAUGAUGGUUGGUGCGCCCGAGAAGCCACUCUCCCUCAAUGUUUUCCCAUUGCUCAUGAAUGGUAUCAGCAUUGGUGGCUCCGCUAUCGGCUCUCCCAAGGAAAUUGCAGACAUGCUCGAGCUUGCCAAAAAGCAUGAUGUCAAGACCUGGAAGAAGGUUUGGGCUAUGGAAGAUAUCAACGAAGCUUUGGUUGACAUGGAGAAGGGCAAUGCUCGUUAUCGACAUGUCCUCAAGACCAAGUACGCCAAGUAG